AUGCGGACUGUAACCUCAGACAGCGCCCGGGAGGAAACGGUGACCGUAAGGAGAAGCGAGUCCGCGGACGCUGAAGAGAUAGACGGCCUCAUUAGUCCCUCUGCGCAGGCGGUGUUUGGAAGAGUCAAUGUUAUUCAUCUGCUAGAGAAAGCUAACCUGGCUGUGACUCUGACCAAUGAAAAGGGCGACAUCCUAGGCCACGCUUCCUUCUUUGAUCACCCUAUUGGAGAUCUGGUGGAUCAGACGCAGUGGGAAGCUUUCCUGCAGGAACACUUCAGUGUUGGACAAUGCACACCUUUCAACACACUUUUCCUCCACCUUUUCGUGGCACGGACGAAUUUCACCACAGCAAGUGUGAAAGAGAUAAUGAGGGCCAUCUUUAACGCCGUUACUGAGCUUGAAUACGUGUGUCUGCUCAGCCCACACGUUGGUUGUUUAGAGCCAGCGCUGGAUGAAAUAUUUGAGCCGUUGGAGCGUGUGACCGACCCCGGGCCUCAGUGCUUGGCAUUGAUCUGCCACAGAAAAGCUCACUGUCCCCGGCCUCUUGUCCGUGCAGCCAGGGUUGAGGAUCACAAUGACAUUAUACCUCUGUUAGAUGAGCAGACAAACCUGCUGUCUAUCAGUCACCAGCCGUUCUUCCUCGCAGCGCUCAUUGAGGCCGAGGACGAGGAGCAUCACACCGCUGUUUGCGAGAUUAAUGGAGUCACCGUUGGCUUCAUCUGUGCCAGUGCUGAUGUCAACCUGAAGUGGCUCAUUGGCAGAUUCGAGCUGAGUGAGUUUGACGGUUUGAUCAGAGAGCAGAAAACAAAACUUCAUAAGGUUCCUGCUCAGUCUGAUGAAGAUGAACAUAGGCGGGCUGCAGAGCAGCAGGAGGAGGCUCAGCCAGCUUCAGAAAAAUCCAACACCUUCUGUAUUCAGAUCUUUGUUAUUAACAAGAAUUAUGAACUGAGAUCAGCGGACUUUAUUCCUUUUCUGUUCCAGGUUUUCCCCGACCAGAAGUUCUGCGUUAUCACAGUUCUAAAUCUGUCCACUGAGUUCCCCCUGUUGCAGAACUUUAUCAGGGUGCCGUCAAUUCCCACCAGCUUGUCGCAACAUGAGCUCUAUAUCUUUCACCGCGAUGGAGUCAGGUCUUUGAGCGUGAGGCCGGCCGUGGCUGUGGACCGCUCUGCUGUCUCUGCUCUGGUGAAGGAUCUGAGUCUGAAUGAGUCUUUGCUGCAGGACCUGGACCGCUACUACGAGGCCGGCUGUGACCGGGAUGCCGUUCCACUGCAGGCCUUCGUCACCCAGGCAGAAGCAGAGUUAGUUGGGAUAGUAAUCAUCAAGGACGAGCAGGACAUCGAGUACAUCCGUGCUCACUACAACAUCGAGAGCUUCAUCUACUUCAGCCACCAUGGCUACGAUGAGCACGCUCAGAUACUCCACUUCGUCCUCAAAACCACCGUCCAACACUUCUCCAAGAACUUCUUUAAGGAGGUUCUCCGGCAGGCUCGCAAAUCCUGCCUGUACCUCCGAACCUACCCCCCCUACCACAGCCAGAAGAAUUCCUGCGUCCACCAUCUGCAUUAUGUCCUCAACUGCGCCGUCCCCGUCUGCCCACGACGCCAGAUCAUCUACCCGCUGGAGGAGCUUGGCAUCAACGCCCCGUCUAGGCGGCUCACAGAGCACCAGGCGCCGUUUGCUCUCAGCCUCGUCAGCAGAAAGUUGACCAUGGAGCCAAAGGUCACCAUUAAUACCCGGAUUGUGCUGGUGGGAUCUUCGGACACAGGUUUAGCUUUCCUCGAGGUGCUUUGUUCCUGCCCUCACCUGAGGUUCAACAGCCUGACCCUCAUUUCAACACACGGUUUCCCCGGCGACUACAACCACGAGGACGCUGGAUUUCUGUCCACAAGUCAUGCCUACAGCAGCAGAGACUUGGCCCAGAUCCCAGUGCGUUCCUUCAUCAGUGUGGUGACGGGGAAGUUGGUGGGCAUCAGAAGGAAGUCCAAAUACGUCCUCUUGUCCAGUGGGGAGAAGGUGCCCUACGACCACCUCAUCCUCUGUACUGGCCUGCAGUAUCGGGUACCGUGUCCCACUGGUGUAGAUGUGAGCCAGCCUGUCACAAACAGCCAGCUGCACUCCACUCACAGCAGAUACACUGGGCCCGUGCCCUCCAACCUCUUCACCCUCAACGACCUCCACGACUGCAUGGCUGCUCGCCGCUGGCUCUGUGCCAACUUUUUGGAGCUGGAGGAUAAUGCCAUCGUCUACGGAAACAACAUCGACAUCUACACCACCGUAGAGACUCUGCUGAGCCUCGGCAUUCGUGGAUCUCGUAUCCAUCUUGUCCUCUUGCCUCCUGAGCCAGGCGUCUCCAGCUUCUUGGACUCAUCUGUAGAAAAAGCCGUGGCGAUGGCCAUGGAGAACGCCAUGGUCCAGAUCCACCGUAACUGUGUGCUGGCCCAGUUUAACAAUGGCAAACAACCCGACCCUCUCACAUCGGCAUCGUUCACCACUGAUGCAGAGCCUCUCCAUCUGCAGUGUGGAGUGUUCAUCAACCUCUCCAAUAAAGGAGUCGACUACGACGCCUUCAACAGCUUCAACAAGUCCUUCCUGGUAUUUGAUGGCAGGCUUGUCAUAAACUCCAGCUUCAGAACCACCGAUUCGUCCAUUUGGGCUGCCGGGCCUCUCACCAAAUUCUCCCGCCGUUACUACAUAGAUGAGUGGACACAUGCCAACUUUAACUCCAAGGAAUUGGGCCAGGACCUGGCAGCCAUGAUGCUGCCCCUGUUUGAUCCAACCGUGGAGCCUGCCGAGGCGCCUCCACCUGAAACAGAUCGUCCAGUACUGCUGUACAAGCAGGCCAAGAUUCAAGGUGGUAAGCUUCCUGGAGGAUAUCACUACCUGCAUGUGACCAAACCAUCUCCAACAGACCUGACAGGCCCUCAUGUUAAACAGGACAGAGCGAUUGUGACGGGACAGCCGGAGAGAGGCGACUACUUCUGCUUGCAUCUUGACUGCUAUGAGCUUGUGGAGACGCUCACCUGCUUGUCCCUGAAGCCUCUCCCCGUCUCCAAUUACCUGAGUCUCUACAUGAAACAUCAGCAGCUGCUGGGCCAGCUGCUGAGCUGCUACCAGCAGGGCCUGAUCCCUGAUCUGUACAGUUUCUUCACACAGAGCAGCUGUUUGGCUGUUUUCCACGACAGAUUCUCUGAUUUUGAGCAGGAGCUUCAGCAGACCCUCAAACUCAAGGACCUCCGCCCUCCGGACCAAUUGAAAGACGAGAAGAGUCGAGCGGCUCUGAGGAGCUGUGCUGUGAAGUAUCUGAGUUACAACCGAAACCUGCUGCCCAUGUUCGCCUGCCCAGGCCAGCUCUGACCUCACGCCCGUUAAAAUACUAAAACAAAUCAGACUCUGUUUGAGGUGUGGUAACUGGUUUAUAUUGUGUAUGUGUCACUGGAUACCUCCAAUCAUUUGAGCUGGCUCAGGAACGCUGUGGAGACACUGUGUCUGCUAUGUGUAAAUAUAUUAUUAUAUCAGAUCUUUAGAG
Pelmatolapia mariae (spotted tilapia) is the source of this 3526-nucleotide messenger RNA. It is a transcript of the gene cfap61, whose product is annotated as cilia and flagella associated protein 61. The record is from RefSeq and is a predicted model, not a curated record. The transcript has 24 exons. Bases 1 to 3354 code for a protein of 1117 amino acids. Gene Ontology annotation, molecular function: oxidoreductase activity. NCBI's taxonomy places the organism in Eukaryota, Metazoa, Chordata, Actinopteri, Cichliformes, Cichlidae.